Messenger RNA from Manihot esculenta (cassava), 746 nucleotides. RefSeq names its product protein jagunal homolog 1. The record is from RefSeq and is a predicted model, not a curated record. The transcript has 6 exons. Bases 101 to 613 code for a protein of 170 amino acids. Gene Ontology annotation, cellular component: endoplasmic reticulum membrane. Gene Ontology annotation, biological process: endoplasmic reticulum organization; vesicle-mediated transport. Lineage: Eukaryota; Viridiplantae; Streptophyta; Magnoliopsida; Malpighiales; Euphorbiaceae.
CGGUGAUCCUCUUUUACAAUCUGCAGUUUUCCACGUCGUAUACGGUUUAUUUUCAACGGCAAAUAGAGUCGCCUAGGGUAGAGAAAAGGAUAUUAGGAAGAUGCAGCAGAGAAAAACAGGGAGGCCAUCUGGAACCGAUGGCUCUGAUUUCUCGUAUAGGAUGGUCGUUGAUUCCCGUUAUACAAAGGUAGCCAAAGGGAAGUCUCGUCUCUAUGCACUGAUCUUAGCUCAGGCUGCUAUUCAAUUGAUAGGCCUGCUGUAUAUUGUUUUAUCAAUAUCAAAGGAGACUAGUCUAAACACACUUGCUAUUUCAUCUCCUAUCAUUGGAUUGAUUUCUCUUCUCAUUGGGGAAUUAGGUCGAAGACGCAGUAGAGUAAGUUUCUUGAGAGUUUACAUCAUCAUGUCAUCAAUUGCAAUACUCAUCUCUUUAACUUUUGCCAUUACCAGCAAUUCAUCAUUACAGGUUAUAUGGACCCUGAGUAACUUGGAAAGAAAGAAAUUUGAAUUUAUUGAAACUAUUCUGCUUGUGCUCGGAUUGAUUGUGCAUAUAGUUACUGUUGGCACUGUAAUUUCACUAAUUGGUAAUAUGUCUCCUCCCAAAAAAGCUUGUUAACAGUUUCCUGUAACAUCAAAAUUUCUCCCUAUGUCAAGGGUAAAAGUGCAAUAUCUUACACGUUAUUGUUUCAAAUUGCCUUGUAUUGUUUAGUGCAUUGGAAAUUAUAUUAAUUUAGGAGUUUAGUUUCCCA